AAAUGGGGGCGGGGAAAACUCGGUCACAACUUUGCCGCUCGCGCUGCUUUUCCCACAAUUCACCUGCCAUAAUGUCUGCGCCCUGGUCUUGCAGGGCGUCUGCAAUGCUGGCUAGUUCGAUAGAGAUGCUGUACGUUGUUUGUCUGGCGCAACUGCUUGCAAGCACAAUGUGCAACACUGCUGACCACUUUGAAGGUUUCCUGCUCUGUAGACAUUGUGGACUGGAAGUAACAAGAGCAGACAGCCUGGUAAAAAUUCCAAGUCAAUUGGCACACAGACAACGAAAUGAUACACUUGCUGGUGCAAAAGGUGUACUUAUACAGCUGUUUAAAAAUCCACAAGGAAAAUAUUUUGAACUGAUCACAUCUUCUGAAGCAGAUGUGCAAGAAGUUGAACAGCCUCACUUAGCUGAUUCCUGGUUUCCUGGUUUUACCUGGACAAUAGCUGUUUGUCCUCGCUGUGGAUAUCAUUUAGGAUGGGUGUUCAAACCUGUUAGUACAUCUGUGAUGGGCGAUUCAAUGCAUAGAACUAAUUACAUGCAGCAGUUUAUUGGACUCAUUUUAGGAAAUCUGCUUCAUGAACAAGAAGCUGAGUCAAUCAUUGCUGCCCCCAAAACAUACCUGAGCUGAACGCCAGACAGAAAUAUUUGCUAUUUAAAUUAUUCUCUGUCAUGAAAGAGUGCAGCAUGAAGGUGGUUUGAAGUUUUGAGAAAGGGUUGUUGUUGAUAUAUUGUUGCUUUUGUUAUAAGCUGUUAUUGAAAUGUAUCACUUAUAUUGUUCCUAUGUAAAUUUCCUAUGCACGCUUCAUCAUUGAAACAUUGGUGCUGAAUUGUAAAUAAUUUUGUGUGGUAUAUUUGUUGUUUGAGCCAUGACUUUGAUCUACAAACUCUCAGGUUAGUUCAGCUAAGGGUCCUUCUUAAUUAGACAUAUAUGGGUGAAUAUUUGACCAAGUUAGGCAACUUUACACAACAGUUAUAUAAAAAGGUUGCCUAACUUUAUUCAUACCUGUUGAAUUAAAAAGAACCUUUAAGGAGGCAGAUCUUUUUCUUUACAGAAACAACCUAUGUGGAUGUAGUCAUGUUUGUUUUCACUGAUAGGCAUAGCCUAGCCUUAUGGGCAUAUGACCAGUUGAUCCAGUAAAGGUUGGUUAUGGACUAGUCAUGUCCUUUCUUCAGGUUUCAGGUACAUUUCUGGUUGAUUUUGUGUGUGUGUGUGUGUAAUGAGUAUAUAAGCAUGAAGAAACUGACUUACAAAAAUAUGUGCAUGACUGACAGUUUUUCUUUGUUUUGCAUUGAGCAUUUUUUAUGAGGUCAAUAGUUGCAGACACCAUAUGAAUACCAGCCCUGGAUGACUUACCAAAUAAAGAAGCUUCUAUCUUAUUAAACAAAAAUGUAUCUUUCAAAAAUUGGGCAAAGAAGGAAAAGGGUGGAU
Messenger RNA from Pomacea canaliculata, 1430 nucleotides. RefSeq lists its product as uncharacterized. The record is from RefSeq and is a predicted model, not a curated record. The transcript is spliced from 6 exons. Lineage: Eukaryota; Metazoa; Mollusca; Gastropoda; Architaenioglossa; Ampullariidae. Bases 3 to 629 code for a protein of 208 amino acids.